CGCUGCGUCAGGCGCCGGCGGAGGGCGCGGGGCCGGGCCAGGGCCGUGCCGCCGGUGGAGCCGCCCGCCCGCUGCCGCCAUCGCCAUGGCAACGGCCGCAGACCCUCUGGGUCACGUGCCAGCAUCCUGAAGGCCAUGGCCGUUGAGGCAGGUAAAUGGAUUGAAAUCCUUCUUCAGAAGUGCGAUGCGCGUACUGCAGGAUGGUGACAGCGUUAGGCAGCUGAUGUGCAGAACUGAGGUCAGGGAACAUGAUGUCAAAAAGGAUCACGUAUGCCCCCUUGCUCAGAGCAUGCUGAAAUUGGCACUUGGGCUAAGGGGAACUUGUGUGUGUAAACGGAUGUUGCAGCAGCUUCAGGGGUUGUACCUGUAGGUGGCAGAGGCCUUACUAGUUACUUCUGAAAGCAAGGAUUCUGUCAUAAACAUUUCUGGGACAACUAGUCAUGCCGGGCUCUUGCAAGUUCCUAAUUCAGAAGUGUGAUGACUGCCUUAUGUCUUCAACGCUUCCUGACUGGACAAAUCCAGCGGGUGCACCAAAAGGAGCAUGUAGCUGCUGAAACUAGACUAAAGGUGUUGCCUGAAGCUGUCUCGGUUCACAUGUCCUUCAUGUACCUGAUCUUGCCAGGCUCAGGUCUUAAAUGUCUUGACAGAACAUGAAAAUCAAAGGGAAGAAGUGAGGUACAGGAGAACUGAGAGUAAGAUGAACAGUAUGAUGGAUUCAGAAGGUUCUGCCCCAAUGAAUUCAAAGGAAUAUAUCAGCAAUGACGUAACAGCUACCUCUGGUAAACAUUAUCUUUGUGGCUAUUGUGCAGCCUUCACAAAUAUAGUAGUCACUUUUCCCAUCCAGAAGGUCCUCUUUCGGCAGCAGUUGUAUGGUUUGAAAAUAAAGGAUGCGGUACAUCAGCUGCAGAAGGACGGAAUUAGAAACCUCUAUCGUGGCAUCCUUCCUCCAUUAAUGCAGAAAACAACAACACUGGCUCUGAUGUUUGGCUUGUAUGAAGACGUCUCCUCCCUGCUCCAUAGCCACACAACUGCUCCUGAACUCCUCACCGGCAGCAUGGCAGCAGUGCUUGCGGGGACCGCGGAAGCUGUUCUUACACCUUUUGAGCGAGUUCAGACUUUGCUUCAGGACUACAAACACCACGAUAGAUUUACAAACACUUACCAGGCUUUCAAGGUUCUGAAAGUCUAUGGCAUGAGAGAAUAUUAUCGGGGAUUGGUGCCUAUUCUGCUCCGAAAUGGACCCAGUAAUGCACUCUUCUUUGGCCUACGGGGACCUAUCAAACAGUGUCUGCCUGAAGCAACUUCUUACAGUGCUCAUUUGGUCAAUGACUUUAUCUGUGGAGGGCUAUUGGGUGCCAUGCUGGGUUUCUUGUUUUUCCCAGCAAAUGUUGUAAAAACUCGCAUGCAAGCGCAAAUUGGUGGUGAAUUUCAGUCCUUCUCAAAAGUUUUUGUGAAGAUCUGGCUGGAGCGCGAUAGAAAACUCAUCCACCUUUUCAGAGGAGCCCAUCUGAAUUACCAUCGUUCUGUCCUGUCUUGGGGCAUAAUCAAUGCAACCUACGAAUUCUUGCUCAAGCUGUUGUGAAAACCACUAUCUUCCUUUGGCUCUUCUGUUCAUUUGGGUAUUGGCACAUAUGAUGUCACUUAAUCCCAGGGAACGGUGCCUGCGUAGUGUGAAAGUUAUUAGUCUUGGCCUUCAGUAUUUAUGGGAUGAAUGGUGAUGCAUCUAAACCUUGAUGCAAUUAAGAAGAACUUUCUGAAGUAUUUAUUUGCAGGCAGAUGAGUUUACCCAUAAUGGAGCUACUAGACAAAUACAAGGUUUAAAAAAACAAACAAAAAAAAAAAGACAGUCCAGUGGCUUAGUCAAUAUCACUCCCAAAAUUUCUUAAUGCUCCGUGAUGGAAUGUGCUUCACUGUCCACAUUGCAGAACAUGAGAAUCAAGGAGAGGCUGAUGAAAAUUGAUUCCUUUGCUGAUAAACUUCAAAAUCUCAAUUUAAGAACAGCAUUUUCAAAUGUUUUAGGGUCCUAAGUAAUCCUUAUUGUUUAAAGCUAGAAGGACAGAUCCACCUGAGGAUGACUGAAGUUUAGGACUUCAAGCUUCAACUAAGCCUACACAAACUCUUCUGCCAGCCAUUUUGAUGCUUGGCUUUAAGAUGGACAUUUCAUUCAGCAGUGUAAGAGUGGUUACCAAAUGUUAAGUUAUAACUUCGGUGUCAGCUGACUCCAGUUCAAAGGGGGAUCUCUGUGUGUGUAUACGUACAUGUGUGCCUUCAUGUGAAAAGGGAAAAGUGGAAGGAAUGGAACAGCAAAUUUCCUAAAGCUUUAAAGUGUCCUUUCUUAACCUUCUACUUUUAAACAUGGAGCAUGUUCCAGAAUUUUUUUUUGCAUUGCAUUGCUGCUUUUUGUGUUGCUUACAGCUAUGGGGCCAGAAGGCAGAUGGCCUUUUCUGUGAUGUUCAUGAAAUACUUCAGUUCCUGCAGCUGUGAAAGUAGUUCACAAACAUAGCUCUUUUGUACUGAGCUAUCUUGUGUUUCGCAAGUUUUUCCUGUUUUAUUUGGGCUGUGGAAUAAUGGAUCCCAACAAGGUAUUUUUACCUGGCACUUGGAAUAAUGGAUUCCCAACAAGGUAUUUUUACCUGAUGUGUAUUCUUUACAGUUCUGUAAAACAGAAGUGUACAGCAGCACUGACAAGAUGAGUUUUCUGUGUAUUACCCACUUCAGUGGAGGACUGUAAGUGUAGCAGAGACGACAGCCAAAGACAACCUUAGAAGUAGCUAGGUAGGAAAGAUACAGCUUUUGGAGACCUGUUUAAGGACUUCUGUAGGUGAGUAUUGAAAAAGACUUACAGAAGAAUGAAGUAUUGUGUGUCUUCCAGACUUGGGAGUUGAGAGAUAUGACUUCAGGCCUUAGAGAAGGGGAUAGAAGAGCAAGCAUGAUCAUAAAGCAGGUGAGGGUCUUAAAAAAAUUUGAAUUUCCUGGGGGACUUUAUGAAACUAUAUAUACAUAAAAUAUUUUGGAUGAUGGAGGACAAGAAAGCUUUCAGAAACUGGUCUGAAUUGGUCUUUUCAUAAGUUUUGGAGUGUCUAUUGCUUUUUUUUUUUUUUUUUUUUUAAAUUUGAGUUUUCCAUUUGCUAGGCUGUCCUGAAAUACUGAUUCUAAUCAGUGUGUUACAAUUAUAAUAUAGUCCCUAGCUUCACAGUCAAAAAUGGCCAGGCACAAGUGAGCAUUCUUGUAUCUGAAUGUUGCGGUUAUCUGCAUUUAAAUAAAAUGUUUACUGAA
Tyto alba (common barn owl) is the source of this 3276-nucleotide messenger RNA. It is a transcript of the gene SLC25A51, whose product is annotated as solute carrier family 25 member 51. The coding region runs from base 698 to 1582 and encodes 294 amino acids. Lineage: Eukaryota; Metazoa; Chordata; Aves; Strigiformes; Tytonidae. The transcript is spliced from 5 exons. The record is from RefSeq and is a predicted model, not a curated record.